UUCAGACGAUUACUUCACUUCUUGGGUAGCAGAUCGAUUUAUAGAUUCGCUUAGUUAAAAUCAUAACAAUAUUUAAAACAGUGUAAAAGUAAUCUAGGAUAAUGUUUGUGUUAUUACUCUCAUUAUUAGUACCGUUGUUGUUCCUUUACUACCAGUACGUUAAAAGGUCUAGUCGUAAAUGGAAAUUGCUGUCAAAGUAUCCAGGAGAUUAUCCCCUACCUAUAAUAGGAAACGCACUACAGUUGGGAUUUGACGCUGAUGCUGCAUCUCAAAAAUUAUUAGGUCUAUGGAGGAAGCAUGGUAUGCAAAACUUUCGUUUGACUGUUGGAUCUGAAGAAUGGGUCAUCAUUUCUGAUCCAGAUGAUGUCGCGAUAGUUAUAAACAACCCAACAGAGCUGUCAAAGCCUACUGAUCGCAAUGCCGCCAUGAUGCCAUUUUUUGGAAACUCUGUCUCAACCUCCGAAGGGGACCGGUGGAAAACGACACGUAAACUGAUGUCUCCAAGCUUCAGUUACAAAACAUUGGAGAAAAGGCUCGAUUUUGUCAAUAAUUAUAGCGAACAUUUGUUUAAAUUGUUUGACAAAGAACAGGAGCACGUUGACAUGUACAAAUAUCUAGCACCAUACAUGUUUGAUGUUAUAUGUAAUUCAUUCAUGGGCGUUGAUUACAAUCUGCUUCAUAAUUUGGAAAACCCAUACUUAGAAGCUAGUAAGAAGGUGGUCAGUAUGAUAACACAAACAUUCUUUUCUUACUGGAGUUAUUUACCAGGAAUUUACAAUUUAACUCCUUUUUAUAGAAGUAUUCUUGAAGUCACGAAAACCCUCUCAAGUUCCAGUACCGAAAUGAUACAAGAAAGGCGAAGAAAAAUUAAUGAACGAUUGGAAAAGAUUAAAUUGGGACAAAUUAAGGCUAAUACUGAUGAUGAAUGUGAAUACUUAUUAGAUACAUUUUUACAAGGCAAGUUACAUAAUGGAGAUCCAAUUCCAGAUGAAAUGAUUAACGAGGAAAUAACUCUCCUCUGCUGGACGGGUCACUACACAACAAGCAAAACAAUGUCUCAUACAUUAUAUCUGCUAGCCAAGCAUCCGGAAAUACAAAAGAAAAUAUAUGAAGAACAGGUGGCUGUAUUGAAAAACAAUAUGUCAAGGAAAGUGACAAACCAUGAUUUGAACGAAAUGAAGUACUUAGAGGCUGCUAUUAAAGAGACCCUUCGUGUUUUACCAACUGUGAGUACAAUUGGAAGACAACUGAAAAAUGAUCUAAAGCUUAAAGGGGACCAAAUAGUUCCAGCCCAAGCAUCAAUUUUAAUGUUUUUUGAGGCAAUGUAUCAAAAUCCAAAAUUAUUUCCGGAGCCAGAGAAAUACAAACCAGAAAGAUUUUUCGACUCUAUGCACAGUUAUGCUUUCAUACCAUUUAGUGCUGGACCAAGAAACUGUUUAGGAUUCAGAUUCGCUUGGGUGGCCAUGAAAGCAACAAUUUCUAAUAUUAUCCGGAGGUACGAACUAACCCUGGCAGCUCCAGGCACAGAACCUCAAUUUGUGUACAGAAUAGUCACGGAAUCUACAAAUGGAUUGAAUUUGAAGCUGAAACGACGGUCAAAUUAGCAAAGCAGGGAAACAAGAUUAAAAAUAUUAAGUUUAAAUUUAAUUAGUCAUGGGCAGUGUUUCAGAUAUAAGAUAAAAUACGCAUAACUAUUUAAAUAUAGUUACUGUCUGUUAUUUUUCAGUAAAAUUAUAAUUCUUUGUUAAUAAUUUAUAAGCUUAAGCUAUUUAAUUUUCUUAUUUAAAACUAGCUGUCGAGGGACCUAAAACUAAGUCAUUUGAUUGAAUAAAUUAUUGAAAAAAGAA
Leptidea sinapis is the source of this 1847-nucleotide messenger RNA. Its product is annotated as probable cytochrome P450 4d20. The transcript is spliced from 10 exons. The coding region runs from base 102 to 1604 and encodes 500 amino acids. Lineage: Eukaryota; Metazoa; Arthropoda; Insecta; Lepidoptera; Pieridae. The record is from RefSeq and is a predicted model, not a curated record. Gene Ontology annotation, molecular function: monooxygenase activity; iron ion binding; heme binding.